Molecule: messenger RNA, 12123 nt
Organism: Oncorhynchus masou masou (cherry salmon)
Lineage: Eukaryota; Metazoa; Chordata; Actinopteri; Salmoniformes; Salmonidae
Exons: 17
Coding region: 6731-7132 (133 amino acids)
Source: RefSeq, a predicted model, not a curated record
UCUGGAAUUAUGUCUGGCUGGUUCUCCCGAUCUAGGUGGGCCAGGUUGAGCCCCUUCACUAUCUGGUCUCGUGUGGGACCCUGCGCUGCCAUGGAGAGGGUGGCAAAAGCUGUGGAUAUGCUCAGGGGGAAAUGGUGACCUCUUACAAGACCCAAGUGAAAGAAGACAAGAGACUGAUGGUCUUUAUCAAACCAAUGGUGCCGUGUUGCACUCCCAUACUGAAGGCUAGAGGAUCAUCUUAGGUGAAGUGGGCUGAGCCAGCUGUUGGGACUGUCUACAUGGUAAACAGAGUGGAUUUACAGCUGUGCCAUGGAGCUAGGAGAGUUGUGUGUGGUAGGGGGGCCUCAAACAGGGCUCCACCCCGGCUGAGAGGGAGGUGCUGUCCUCCAUCCUAUGUCAGGAGGAGCAGGAGAUCCAGACCUGCUCCCCAGCCAUGGUGCAGACUGCCUGUGUUCAGAGGUCCACUGUGCUCACACAUUCCCGGAGGAAGACUGGCCAACAAGGGUCAGUGUUUCUUUUCAGUCUCCUCUAUUUGAGUGACACACAGUACUCUCUGACAACACUACUAUCAUCUCUGUUUUCAUUACUGUUGAAAAUAACACCCAUAGUAACUUUUCAAUAUUAUUUAAAGGCCCAGGGGCAGUCAAAAAAUAGAUUUUCCUUUGUUUAUAUGCAUUUUCACUAAGGUUGGAAUAAUACUGUGAAGUUGUAAAAAUGCUAAUGCCCUUUUAAUAUAAGAGUUGUUUGAAACCGGCCGCGACCGGGAGGUCCACAAUUGGCCUAGCGUCGUCCGGGUUAGGGAGGGCUUGGUCGGUAGGGAUGUCCUUGUCUCAUCGCGCACAAGCGACUCCUGUGACAUCAACAGGUGGUAUAUUAGCUUAUGGACCAAUAAGAAAGAGAGUUCCAAAACACUGCCAAUAACAGCUAGUUUUCAGUAUUUCCCUCCCCACAGACUAAUCCCAGACAGUCCUAAUACAAUUAAUGCCUGAGAAACUGCUCUUUGCAAAGAAGCUAUUUUUGUUUCUUUUUGACCAUUUCAAUUGGAAACAAUCCCAGAAAGGUACUUCCAUUGUUACACAAAAAUUAUUCUAUAAUGAGAUGACGUCUGCAUUGGACCUUGAUAGGACCUGAGGUGUUAAAAUAUGUCCAGUUCGUAUUCUUGUGUGUGACAGAGGCCUCAUACCCCCUCUUCAUGUUAGUCACCAUCAUCCUGGUUCAAUUAUAUGAAAAGAUAAUGUAUGUAUAGAUAUACAAGCAAUGUCUAUACUGGUCAAAUGCAAAAGUAUAUCAUGAGAAGUUUCACUUUUUUACUGUGGUGCUUGUAAUCGGAGUACUUUUGAACAUUUGCCCUUGGUGCGCAUAAUACUUUUAUUUUGGCUGAAAUUCCCUAUUUUGUCAACCUGAUACAGUCAUUAGAUGCUGUCUGUACACAUAACUAAUCUAACAAGUAAAUAAGAGGACAUCACUACUACUACUACAUUAGUGUGUUUAAGACAAGGAUGUACAUUUAAUGGGAGGGUACAUGAAAAAGACUCAUCGCUAUAAUAAUACAGUUGAUAUUUGUACAUCAAACUUUUCAGGAAAAUGACAUUUUGUGCAUAUAUUGUAUGGUUUUAUUUUUCCUAAUUUGCGUUGCUUGACAUUGUAUGAUAACAAGGCUGUCUGAAUAAAGACGCUAUUGUCUAGAUGAUGAGUUAUUGUGCACUCUGUGUCUGACUGGGUAUAAGACCAGAAAUGCUGUGAUUGUUCAUCAGUUUAUGCUUACUCUUCAGUGUCUGAAAGGAGAGUCAAUCACAAAAAAAAAGAUAAUUACUUUCAAUUUAUAUCUUAUCAACACCAUCACGUCGUAUGUCAGGUCAUUGACUUGCACAAUGACAUCAACUCCCAUUUUCCUAUUAUGCAGUGCCCUUAACUCACGUUUCCUGCAAGAAUGACCUACAUGUAUAAUACCCACUUUACUACUAAGCUCUAAUAACUACUCUUCCUGGCAGCACUUGACUGUUGUAAGUAUUUAUGCAGCAGCUAUAAUACUGUUGAUUGUUGCUCAGCACCUGUGCUGUCUAAUAAAUCAGACUUGCUAAUAUGACUUUCCUCUCACUGUUUCAUUCCACAGUGAGGGACCUGGCACAGAACCUAUAUAGUUCUGCUUAAAGACUGAAAUAAGGUAGCCUCUUUCAUACCUCAUCCAAGAUCGCAUAUUGUGUUGAUUGGUAGUGUCGUAUCUGUCAUCUCUCAGUAGUUGAAACUGAGCCUUAAGUAGUCUGGUGUGGCUCUGGCUCUGUGCCCGUAAUAGACUGUGUGUGUCCGCUGAUUGAUUGGAGGUGAGAGGUAAAUGUGAAAUCCCAUUCAGACACAGAUUAGGGGUAAUCAGAGGCAGUGGGGGUCCUUAGCUCAAUUCUGCUAUUGCUUAGAAAUCUCAAUCUUGGUUGUCACUACUAUGCAUACAGACUUGCUGCGCAGGUUCAUCACAUGUCAUGGAAAGAAAAUAUAGACAUGGUGUUUUAUUUUUUGAGUACAGUAGGAAAAUGGCACCAGUGAUAUUUAUUUUAAGUGCCAACACUUGUGUGCUUGGUCUUCACAUUUCUCCUACAGAAGGUGUCUUUCCAGUCAUUGUUUAUUUUGUACUGAACAAAACCAACUAGCAACUAUCAGCAAAAUCUUGAUAAUUGUAUAUGUUCCAAAAUGAUUUUGUAUUUAUAAGCUUAUUUACUCUUUCCCUUUUAGGAUUUCCAUCUGUAGGCAAUGUCUAUUCCACAAACCCCUCUAACUCGCAUGCAUCCUUCCCCUGUUGACAUAUUUGUAACAUUUCUUGAAGGCUUGGUUAUAAUGAGUAAGACAUGCUGAGUUGCAUUGGUCUAUAGCUGUAGAAAACUAGAGUGAAUAUUUGUAAAAGCCUAAAUGGGUAUUUUAUCAAGACUCGGCACACAUUUAAUUGCCACGUUUUUCGACAAGCUUGUCCCAAUACAGUGGGAAAAGGUCUGCAUAUUUUCAUUUCGACCAAUGUCCUUAUCAUUACAUUCAGGCUGAGGCACAUUUAAAUGUAGUUAGGAACUUGAAGUGACUGACUGUUUGUUUUAUUUUAAUGUCUGUGCUAUUUCAGAUAACAAGUCUCUGGCUCUCUUGAAAUAAUUAAAUGUUUGACCUAAAUGUAUUUCUGUAGGCAAUUGUCAAUGAAGGGUUCACAAGUUGAAGGCGGAAUAACACAGUUUGGCUUUCACUCCUUUUUAAAUGAAUUUGAUUAUGGGUAUAUGAAAAGGUAACAAGGUGAUGAUGGCAUAGAAUCGAAGACGCAUUGAUUCUGUUUUAUAUGUUCUUGCUAAACAAUCUCUGCUAUCCAUUUCCAUGUUAUCUAUUAUAAUCGUGUUCUGUACCAAUCUGCUAUGGGUUGUCUCUUUUGCAAAAACAUUUGCAUACUGUCAUAUCACCUCACCCAAUCCCCCUGUAAUGGCAGUCCUCCCUUUUUACAACCAUUGCUCGGUUUGCCACAUUGUCCUAUUCUGCCUCAAUUCCAUGUUUCUUUCAGGCAAGCUUUUAUUGCCCGAGGCAGUUCCUGUUCUUUAGACAAACUUUUGAUGUGUAUUGCCUGGUCCCUCACCUUUUGAGGGCUCUGUGGAGUGGGCUAUAUAAGGUGUCUGAGCAGGUGUCAACUGGCCACAGGAAUCUGUUUUGGGGGCAGGUUGUCUGGUCCAUAGUAGGCUGUGGAGGGGACAUCGAUGUUGGGGUCGCCGUUGUUGGCUGUGUCAAUCUGGUUGCACUUCCCCAAGCUCUUUAUGAUAUUGAAGUUGGAUCUGGCUGUCUCCACAAAGCUGUUCUCCAGGAGCCAGCCGUCGGACUCUGAGUCUGGGUCCCCCUGUCUCAGCACGUUCUCCAGGGAUGUCUGGAGGUAACGCACCCCCGUCAGCACCGACAGCUACAACAACACACAAACAUUACUGAGGAAAUCCCUAGACCAUGUAAUAUACUGAUGACUGUAACUUUUGUUUAUCAUUUAUAGUGGACCAGAGUAAAAUAUGUGGGUCCCAGAAGUAGCUGUAGGUUUGGGAUGUGUAUUUUGGGACAGCUCCAUGUGACCCAGUAGAGGACAAAGGGUGAGUCCACACACAAAGCUGAGCAUGGAUAACCCAGAGCCAAUGUCACAAAAGAGAUUUGGUGUGGGAUUAGGGAGCAUGCAAAGUGAAUGAACAAUUAUAUCUAUCACUCUAAGGGAGGAUAACGUGCAUGGGAGGUGGACCAGAAGCCCUGAACUGCAAGGACAAGGUGUCAGACAGAAUACUGCAAUGUAGAUUGAGUUCCUUCUAAUUAGUGGUUUGCUGAGUCUAAAUAAUGUGUUUGGUGUAUGUCAGGUAAGUCUCAGGCGCCAUGUUUUACUUAUAUUCAAACCACAUCAGUCUGUUUGUAAGAACACACCUAUGCCUACCUCAAACAGCCAGAUGAUGAGGACGGUGAGGCCAAUGGACUGCAUGAUGUGUGUGUAGUACUCCAGCAGGGCCUGGCGGCAGCCCUUCUUCCACAAGUUGAGCUCCUCUGUCUGGUAUUCAUAGUUGAAGUGGGCUGAGCUGUUGGUGAUCUGGUGCUGGAUGCAGGGCCGUGGUGAGUUAAUGUUACAGCAGCUGAAGGGAACCCCGUCCAUCAGGUAUUUCCCUUCCACGUUACUCCUCAGCCGGCUAGAGACGGGGAGAGGGGAAAAGGGAGAGACCGAGACAGACUGCAUCACUUGGGGCAUCUAGAGCCUCAAAUUCAAGAACCUUAAGGUCAUAGUAUACAUGGGCACGGAGCUGAGCUCUGUGUCUGAUCUGGCAGGUAGGGUACCACUAUUCUAGUCUGUACUUACGCCACAACCUCCCUGCAGGACAUGUCCAGGUAGCGGUUGCUGAUCCACUGGAUCUGGAACCAGUCUCUGAAGCCGAAGUUGCCGCAGCACUGGAACUGAAUCUGCAGCAGGUCCACAGUGCGCUUCAGGAAGCAGCGGCCUGGUGUGUCCGUGUCCUUAUAAUAGCGCAUGGCGUCCCGCAGACCCAGGUCCAGAGCCUCCUCUAGCUCCCCGCGCAUGCCGUAGCACAUGAGUGCCCCCACCAGGAUGCAGAAGGUGAAGAAGAAGGCAUCCUACAACUUGGCCUGGAGAGAGGCGAGCCGUAGUGGCACAGAAGGAGUAGACAGACACCCGCCCGCAGCAGCAUCAGAGUUUGGUGAUCCCAUGUGUGGUCUGCAGGGUCGACUGUGGCUCCUCAGCAGUGAGGCAGGACUGCUGGAAUCGGGAAUGCAGAGCUCUGAAGCAACACACCUGGCUGGGUCGGCUGGUACAGUGGUGGGGCAUCACCGGACUCCUGCCCAAGUACCCUGGUAAGGAUGCAUACACUAAUCUUACACACACAGUCAAACUUUACAAACCGGUCACACUUUAAAUCACAGAGUUGUUAUUACUGUGUAACUAUUCGUAUAAGUACAUUGUAACAAGAGUUGCAUUGUUACGGUUAGGGUUAUAGCUAGGGUUAGGAGUAUUGAUACGGUUAGGGUUGGCACUUCAGCUGUAAGUACAAUCAAUGUAUUACCACUCAAGGGUUAGGGAUAGUCUAUAGUAUUUAUACGUACACUGACUAUUCCUCUCAGAUGCUCAAGAAAUAAUUCAGAUCUCUCAGAUAUGGAGAGAGAUGGAUCAGAACCAUCGCAGGGCUUGUCUCCACACUCCCGGGUAAUCCUUAAAUCACUGAUAGGCGGUCACUCUCACUCUCUUUCUGUCUUCCUCCUUUACGAGGAGGACUGCACUGACCAGGGGUACCCACCCCCUAACCUGCAGGCUUUGCUGAAGCUGGUGCUGGUGCCUCGCAUUGACAACAUAUCUGUUCAGGCCAUUGUAUCCAACCAUGGAGAAUCCAUCAAAUGUCCUCAAAGUGUGAAAAUGACCUCCUGCAGUCCUUUUGCCAUGCCUUCACCAUCCCUCCCAGCUUUUCCCAGCAGAUCCGGGCCUUCUGGCUGCUCGACUGCUGUUGACCUUUGACUGGUAUCACAGCACCACUUAGUCCAUUGGUGUACAGACGCAAUGGAGCUGCUGCUGAGCCCCAGAUCUGAACCACCCUGGUUCUCUUGGCAGCACCACUGCAUCAUCCACAGACUGCUGAGGAGAAAGCAGUUCUGCUUGGCGCUGACGUAUCUAUACUGGAUCAGACCAGCCACAGACAGCCCCUACAACCUCAAGCUCUCUGUCGAUGUACUCCUACUGAACAGCCAUAUCUCAGAUGCCUGGUUCCUCCUAAAGAAAGGCCACACAGGAAGUGAUGACAUGUCAGGUACUUCCUCAAUGGAUGUGAGAGGAUUGGUCUGUGUGUGGAGGCUUCAGACUGCUUGGAAGCAGUAUGGAAGGAUGUAGGCCAUUGUACUAAUCAGUCGGAAGAGACUGAGAGUCAGUGUGGAAUAGACGGGCUUUCUCAGCGUUGGUGGACCACAGGGAUCCCUAUGGCAGUGAAAGAGCCAGUAUCAGUCUCAGAGCAGCAACACUCUCUCUCCAGAGGAUUGGAUCAGACUCCUCAGGGAAUCUAUGAUUGAACUCAGACAACUCCAGCCAACAGUGAGUUCUCUGCUGCCAACGACUGGAGCGAACUGCAAAAAUCACUGAAGCUGGAGACUUUUUCUCUCCCUCACUAACAUCAAGCAUCAGCUGUCAGAGCAGCUCACAGAUCAUUGGACCUGUAAAUAGCCCAUCCAACUACCUCAUCCCCAUACGUGAGGAGGCGGCAUGGCCUACCAACAAGAGAGGAAAAGGAGCUGUCGGAAGCUGAGUCUGACCACCCAGGCCCUGAGGCACCUCCUCCCUAGCCCCUCCCCAGUGGAUAUGAUGACUGACAGGCUGGGAGAGCAGGGAGACACAGAGCCACCCAAUGACGAUCCGCCUCUUAUAGCUGAGGAGAAACACUGGACUCCGGCACAAUCCCCAUCCAAGGAGAGCUCUGAAUCUAUGUUCUCUUUCAGCGCUGCCUCCUCUCUGCUCCCGCUGAGAUGGAGCAUCCCUUAUGUGUAUGGAAGCACAGUGAUGCUGCAGCAGAUCUCCUCCCUGGAGGAUGGUGUCACAGCAGGCAGGAUGACAGCCCAUCCCUCCCAGGAGACAUACUCCACCCAGGCUGCCCUGACCUGCCUCUGACACUAGAGGGCGCCACAGACCCUGUCUCCUUCAACAGCCUGUGUAAAGACACCAGGAAUGUUUUUUUUUCACCUUUAUUUAACCAGGUAGGCUAGUUGAGAACAAGGUCUCAUUUGCAACUGCGACCUGGCCAAGAGAAAGCAUAGCAAUUCAACACAUACACCAACACAGAGUUACACAUGGAAUAAACAAAACAGAGUCAAUAAUACAGCAGAACAAAAGAAAACAAAAAGUCUAUGUACAGUGAGUGCAAAUGAGGUAAGAUAAGGGAGUUAAGGCAAUAAAUUGGCCAUGGUGGCGAAGUAAUUACAAUAUAGAAAUUAAACAUUGGAAUGGUAGAUGUGCAGACGAUGAAUGUGCAAGUAGAGAUACUGGGGUGCAAAGGAGCAAGAUAAAUACUGUAUGGGGAUGAGGUAGGUAGAUAGAUGGGCUGUUUACAGAUGGGCUAUAUACAGGUGCAGUGAUCUGUGAGCUGCUAUGACAGCUGGUGCUUAAAGCUAGUGAGGGAGAUAUGAGUCUCCAGCUUCAGAGAUUUUUGCAGUUUGUUCCAGUCAUUGGCAGCAGAGAAAUGGAAGGAAAGACGACCAAAGGAGGAAUUGGCUUUGGGGGUGACCAGUGAGAUAUACCUGCUGGAGCGCAUGCUACGAGUGGGUGCUGCUAUGGUGACCAGUGAGCUGAGAUAAGGCGGGGCUUUACCUAGCAGAGACUUGUAGAUAACCUGUAGCCAGUGGGUUUGGCGACGAGUAUGAAGCGAGGGCCAGGCAACGAGAGCGUAUAGGUCGCAAUGGUGGGUAGUAUAUGGGGCUUUGGUGACAAAACGGAUGGCACUGUGAUAGACUGCAUCCAAUUUGUUGAGUAGGGUGUUGGAGGCUAUUUUAUAGAUGACAUCGCCGAAGUCGAGGAUCGGUAGGAUGGUCAGUUUUACGAGGGUAUGUUUGGCAGCAUGAGUGAAGGAUGCUUUGUUGCGAAAUAGGAAUUCGAUUCUAGAUUUAAUUUUGGAUUGGAGAUGCUUAAUGGGAGUCUGGAAGGAGAGUUUACAGUCUAACCAGACACCUAGGUAUUUGUAGUUGUCCACAUAUUCUAGGUCAGAGCCGUCCAGAGUAGUGAUGCUGGAUGGGCGAGCAGGUGCGGGCAGUGAUCGGUUGAAUAGCAUGCAUUUAGUUUUACUUGCGUUUAAGAGCAGUUGGAGGCCACGGAAGGAGAGUUGUAAUGGCAUUCUCUACUGAGUGUGAGUUCAGAUGCACUGACUGGAGCUGUAUGAUACUCAAGAUUUAAGUUGUCAGCUCUUUUUGAAAUAAAGUUCUUGAAUAUUACCCCAACAACAUUUUCUGGUUUUCUGAGUUCUUGAAAGUGUGUGUUUUUUGUUUCUUUUGUAAAGUUUCCAUUGGGGGGAGUAGAGGAGAUCAUGACCUGUGAUACCAGGAAACAACCUCGUAAUUGUGGAAGAGCAGGCAGUUCCCCCUGUAGAUGUAACAUUAGACAGAAGACAUAGUCUGAGCAGACUAAACCUCCAUCCUCAGUUGUAUAGUAAUGAGGACAACCAAUCAGUGCCCUCUGUUUCUGCCAUCCAAGUGGAGAGUCACAACUUCCUGACACCUGACUAUGAUCACUACUACAAGGAAGUGACUGAGGAAAUCAUUCAUGUGACUGACGUGUGGAGCGUCAUACCUGGAGGGGACAAAUCAGAGAACCUCCUCCCCCAGACCUCCCCCUUCUCUGGGGCUGCUGUUGCUUCAUCUCUCUGCUCCCUGGAGCUGGAGCCCUUACAGGUGACAGACCUCUACUGUCCAAUUACAUAAAUACUGUACAUACUAUGCAGACCACCUACAGUGUUGGCCAGCUGGGUUUCUGUGUUUGUUCAGAGGGUGUCUGACCCUCCACAGCUUGAGGAAGCAAUAGAAUGUUUCUGCCAGAACUCCCAGGAUGCAGUGGACCAACCAGAGAUCCUGACAUCCUGUGCCCUCACUGAGACCACCCAGGAGCUGUUAAGUGCAGGGCCCAGUGGCCCAAGUACAGAGAGAGGCUCUACCCUGGAGGGGGAACUGGACAGUGGGGGGCUCUGGGAGGAAUAUCCAACCCUUCUCUCUCCAGGACUCCUCCCUGCUCAUCCCCCGUCGGAGGUCCGUACGCUCCAGACAGCUACAGGUCCCUGGAGUCCCUCUGUCCCGCAGGAACAACUCCAGCCGCAAUCCCCCAGUUCAGCACCUCCUCAGCCCCAGAGACAGGUUACCUGAAGGGGAGAAGGCCUUGCACAAGGAGGAGACAGCAUGCUUCAGAUGCACCCCAGAGGAUAGGCUGCGUCACUGUAAGCUGGGCAGCUGGUGGAAACAAGCCCUGGAGACCCAAAGGGCAUCAUCUGGCAUACUACCUGCCAUAGAGCAGGUAUCCACCAUCUCAAAGAAAAGAGGGUCUCCCUCUUCCCUGGGCGACCCUACUCCAACAGUCUGGUCAGCAUCCAGGAGUCUCCAUUCAAGCAGAGAGGAGACAAGCAGGAGGUCAAAUAUGUAGAGUUCAUCUCUAUGUGGUCACUGGGCUUACAUGGAGGGUGUCAGUAUGGAGGGAAAUAUGCUCCGGUUGGCCAAUGGAGGGCGCUGUUGUCCAAGUUUGUAGGUUUUUAUUUUGUCUCUGAUUUGAAUAAUCUCAUACCCCCCCCCCCCACGAGGCCAUUCCAGCGUGUAACCUUUCCACUUUCUCCUCCCUUGCCCCUGUCACAACCAACUCAUAUUUCCUCAUAUAGAAUCAGUAGUGUCAUCUGAACAUGGUGGAAUUAUAUUUUGGCUUACAUUUUUUAAAGAUGUUAUAUUUAAUUGGUAAUGAAUAGAGAUAAUGAACUUAUCUUACAUGAUUUAAAUACUGAAGUCAACCUCACCACUUUGAUGGUGCAGGUACUACAUUUACUUUGUGUUACUCUGACAAAAGUUGCAGACUGCUUUCUUGGCUCUGUCUAAUCUCUUUGUCUAAUGCAUUGAGGGAGCUCACAGUUGAUGCGUUUGACCCCAUGACAUCAUGAUGUCAGCAGUGGAUGUACAGCAUGUGUACUGUAAUGUUGCUACACUGAUAAAAUUAGACAGUUGUUCAACUGAGAUUGAAUUAGGUAAAUGUUUAAUUGGGAUGUAAUGAUCUUACUGUUUGGUGGGAGUCAUGUGAACCAUAUGGAGCCUGGCAGGAAAAAUGUUAUUACAUAAAUGUAAUUCAUGAUGACAUAGACAAUGAUUAUACCUUUGGAAUAUUGACUGGUGAAUGGACUGUCUGUGUGAAUGGUUGAUUGCUGAUAUUGUACAAUUCUAAAUUCGUACCCAUCAUAAAAGGGCAGGUAACCUAGUGGUUAGAGCAUUAGGCCAGUAACCGAAAGGUUGCUGGAUCGAAUCAAAUCGGUCGUUUUGUCCCUGAACAAGGCAAUUAACCUGUUGUUCCCCGGGAGACCGUCUUUGUAAACAAGAAUUUGUUCUUAAUUAACUGACUUGCCUAGUUAAAUAAAGGGAAGAAAAAAAUAUGAAAUUCUGACUUCUAAUACAUUACCAAAAAAACUGCUUAGAUUGAUAUUAUAAAUAUAUUAUCACCUGGAUGUUUUAUUCCAUGUUGUACUCAAUGUUCCCUCUCUGUAUGGCCACAAAUCUGUAUUCCAGUCUGGUGUGGUGAGUUGAUCAUCAAUCUAGGCCCUGGCUCCACCUGUGGUAGACAGGGAGAACAAAAGUGUUUGAGGUUUGAUAAAUUAGCAGAUUGGGAGAUAUUGAUGACUAAUGUGAAAAUAUAAACGUGUCUACACAAGUCAUACUAAGUAGCAUAUUAUCGAACCAUCUUCCGUUAAAACAGCAGCAGCUAUGGAUAAUCAGAGUGCACGAUGACCAUAAACAUGUGGUCGUUAAUGUAAAACAUACAUUCGGAAUAUUAAUGCCCUUUAUAACGUCAUGAUCAGAUUGGUUAUGCUGAAACGAGAUUGGGAUGCUCAUGAAUGGGAUGCUCAUCAACAAAUGAGUAAUCUAAAAGUAUGUUUGUCAUUUAUUGUACAGAUCCAAAGACAUCACUGUAAGAUUUUCGCUUGUUGUUCAACUUGUGUGCAUCAUUAUGAAAACCUUGAUGUCUCUAUGGAGAGAGGCAGGCUGAACAAAGAUAGUUAUCUGUGUGGUGGUGACACAUGGAGGAGUUUUACAGGGAGAUGAAUGGCCUCUAUUAGAAACAUUUAAUCAGUCCCUGUCCUUGUGGUUUCAGUCACCCUCAUCGCCCGAGGAAAGAUUAAUGGCCACAGGAUAUUUCAUCACCCCUCCAUUCCCCAACUCAGGAUAUUUAUGUUUAUUUCACCUUUAUUUAACCAGGUUGGCCAGUUGAGAACAAGUUCUCAUUUACAACUGCGACCUGGCCAAGAUAAAGCAAAGCAGUGCGACAAAAAUAACGACACAGAGUUACACAUAAACAAAUGUACAGUCAAUAACACAAUAGAAAAAUCUAUGUACAGUGUGUGCAAAUGUAGAAGAGUAGUAAGGCAAUAAAUAGGCCAUAGAGCCAAAAUAUUUACAAUUCAGCAUUAACACCGGAGUCAUAGAUGUACAGAUGAUGAUGUGUAAGUAGAGAUACUGGGGUGCAAAAGAGCAAGAAGAUUUAAAAAAAAACAAUAUGGGGAUGAGGUAGUUGGGUGUGCUAUUUACAGAUUGGCUGUGUGCAGGUAAGCUGCUCUGACAGCUGUUAUGAGGGCCUGAUUGUGUCUGUUUGUUGUGGUUCUGUUGUUAGCAGAGAAAGUGGAGCCUGUGGGUCAGAGGGGUUCUGGGAAGUUGCCCCACCAGCGGGCGGAGCAGGGUGUGGCAGGCCAACGGGGAGCCAGGGUGAAAAACAUCUAUUCUGUAGAGUGACAAACAAUCAGUGUUUCUGUAAGAUCUAAAUUGUCCAAAUACUGUAUAGUGCUACUGUUGUUCUAAACUUCAAACCACUGUAAAUCUACAGACUGCAGACUGUUAUUAACAUUGUUUUCUUUGGCAGAUACACAUUUUAAAAAAUCA